Aspergillus wentii DTO 134E9 is the source of this 603-nucleotide messenger RNA. Its product is annotated as Yae1 family protein. The coding region runs from base 1 to 603 and encodes 200 amino acids. NCBI's taxonomy places the organism in Eukaryota, Fungi, Ascomycota, Eurotiomycetes, Eurotiales, Aspergillaceae. The record is from RefSeq and is a predicted model, not a curated record. The transcript has a single exon.
AUGGAGGGUAAUUUGCUAGACAGUCUCCUUAACUUGGAGGAAGACUUUUACAAAGAAGGCUAUAAUCUAGGCGAGGCUGAUGGUGCCAAAGCUGGUUAUACAGAAGGCAGCGUCUUCGCUGUCGAAAAAGGCUUUGAAAAGUUCAUCGAGAUGGGCAGACUGUAUGGCAAAGCCCUAGUCUGGGCUCAAAGACUCGCAGAUUCCAAUGCAUCCAAUAUGUCAGUCCUGGAAAACAACACUGGAGAUGUUUCUUCUUCAGCAAUUCCUCGGCUUCCUGGUGGACAAGCGGGCCUCUCCUUGAGUCCUUCUGCCUGUACGGAGAUGUCGACUCUUCCACCCAGUUCAUCUCGGCUGGCCAAGAACAUCGGCAUCCUCCUCGAACUAGUCGAUCCUGCAUCUCUUAGCAUGCAGAACACAGAGGAAGCUGUGACAGAUGUUGACGAACGGUUGAAGGGGGCUCUAAUCAAAGCUAAACUCAUCCAACGCGCCCUGGGCGAACGCGAGGACACGGCAGAUAUUCAUCCUGAUGCUCAAGAUACCAAACCGUCUGGAGAUGGGACGGGCAGCAUCGAAGACAUUAGUGCUUUGAAUAUCCGCCAUUGA